Pogona vitticeps (central bearded dragon) is the source of this 745-nucleotide messenger RNA. The record is from RefSeq and is a predicted model, not a curated record. NCBI's taxonomy places the organism in Eukaryota, Metazoa, Chordata, Lepidosauria, Squamata, Agamidae.
CUUCAGAGGAAUGGUGCCACGAAAGGGGGUUGGAACCAAAAAGGGGAAACAGCCUGCCAAGAGGAGGCAGGUAACCCAGGUGUCACCUCCACAAUCCUCUUCUGAUGAGGAAUCAUGGCCGGUCUGGCAGAAGUUACAGAAUAAAAUCGCGACCUUAGAGGCUCAAACGCUAGGCAAACAGCCCUCUCAACCAGGCAAGGGACAGCAGCGCAGAUCAGCCAGGGAAUCUAAAAGCCAUAGGCGAGCUAGGUUAAGGGUCGUGGCACGCAAGUUAACGCAGAGAUGUGCUUCUCUUGAGUCCGCACAGAGUAUGGAUGCUUCAGCGAGGCGUGAUCAGGAUGGGGCAACUGUUGCUGCAAAAAGGCGCCGGACUAAGGAACAACAGCCACUGCCCCUGGAGGAUUUGGAGCUGGCAUAUGUAAGCCAGGAUGAACAGGACGAGAUGGAGGAGGCCGAUGGCAGUGCUCUGCAGCAUCCCAAGGACCUGGGCAGAGCAUCUACGUCCUACGGGCUGGUGGGCAUGCUUGAAUGUGAUUGCAGCAGGACUGAAUCAGCAGGCCAAAGCUGGAGAGAGCAGCAUCCUCCUCCUCCAAACCCAUCUCGAGCAGUACUGCUGAAGAAAUGGAGAAUCCAAGAGAUAUUAUAUAUACUUGUAACCCAGCAUGCAUGCAUGCAUGCAUGCAUGUAUGUUUGGCCAAUGAAUAGACUCUUGUCUGGUACUAUGGUUGUUAAGAAGAAACUAUAA